This is a messenger RNA of Penicillium griseofulvum, 4512 nucleotides long. RefSeq names its product pleiotropic drug resistance family ABC transporter. Gene Ontology annotation, molecular function: ABC-type transporter activity; ATP hydrolysis activity; ATP binding. Lineage: Eukaryota; Fungi; Ascomycota; Eurotiomycetes; Eurotiales; Aspergillaceae. The transcript has a single exon. The coding region runs from base 1 to 4512 and encodes 1503 amino acids. Gene Ontology annotation, biological process: transmembrane transport. The record is from RefSeq and is a predicted model, not a curated record. Gene Ontology annotation, cellular component: membrane.
AUGUCGCUCCUAGGGACAUUGAACUCCAACGUCACCGGCACUCAAGAUGUGCAGGAAUCCCAUGCUGCUCACAUGGAAUCUCGCCGCCAUGAUCCCACAGCUAGCGUGAGCACUGAUGACACCGCUAAUGAGAAGAGCGAAAUUGGCAACGAAGGAUACAACGAUGUCGAGAUUACCCGCCUAGCCCAGCAGCUCACCCGCCAGUCAACGCGCUUCUCUGUCUCAACCCACAAUGCAGAGAAUCCAUUCAUCGAAACCAACGAGGACUCAACUCUGAACCCUCACAGUGAAAACUUCAAGGCCAGAGAUUGGAUGAAGAAUCUUCUUGCUAUCCAAUCCCGCGACCCAGAACGUUAUCCGAAGCGCCAGGCUGGUCUGGGGUUCAAAAACCUCAGUGUACACGGAUUUGGUAGUCCCACAGAUUACCAAAAGGAUGUGGCCAACUCCGUUCUGGAAAUUGGUGCCUUGUUCCGCAAGAUGACCGGCACUGGCAAGCAGAAGAUUCAGAUCCUCAGCAACUUCGAUGGUCUCAUUAAGAGCGGGGAGAUGCUCGUCGUCCUCGGCCGUCCUGGAUCCGGCUGUUCGACUUUCUUGAAGACCAUUGCAGGAGAGAUGAACGGUAUUUUCAAGGAUGACAAUUCUCACAUGAACUACCAAGGAAUCUCCGACAAGCAGAUGCGAAAUGAGUUCCGCGGUGAGGCCAUCUACACUGCCGAAACUGAUGUUCAUUUCCCCCAGCUUUCUGUGGGAGAUACUUUGAAGUUUGCUGCUAUGGCUCGUACCCCGCGCAACCGUUUGCCGGGAGUCACUCGCGAUCAGUAUGCAGAGCACAUGCGUGAUGUCGUGAUGGCCAUGCUUGGUCUUUCGCACACCAUCAACACUCAGGUCGGUAACGAUUUCAUCCGUGGCGUCUCCGGUGGUGAGCGGAAGCGUGUCAGUAUCGCCGAGGCCACCCUCUGCGGGAGCCCUCUGCAAUGUUGGGAUAACAGUACCCGUGGUUUGGACAGUGCCAAUGCCCUGGAGUUCUGUAAGACAUUGGGAUUGAUGUCCAAGUACUCGGGUACCACCUGUGCGGUUGCUAUUUACCAGGCAUCCCAGAGUGCCUACGAUGUCUUCGACAAAGUUACCGUGCUGUACGAGGGCCGACAAAUCUACUUCGGCCGCACAACUGAGGCCAAGGAAUUUUUCACCAACAUGGGUUUCCACUGUCCCGAGCGUCAGACUACCGCCGAUUUCCUGACCUCUCUUACGAGCCCCGCUGAGCGAGUCGUUAAGCCUGGCUUUGAAGGCAUGGUUCCCCGUACCCCCGAUGAGUUCGCCGUUGCUUGGAAAAACAGCGCUGCGUACAAGGAGCUUCAGAGAGAAAUCGCCGAAUUCGAUACGCAGUACCCUAUCGGUGGCGAGUCCCUGGGCAAGUUCGUCGAGUCUCGUACGGCUAUGCAGUCCAAGGGGCAGCGUGCCAAGUCUCCAUACACCCUAACCGUCGUCGAACAAGUGCAAAUCUGUGUGACACGUGGUUUCCAGCGUUUGAAGGGCGACUACAGUUUGACUAUCUCCGCCUUGAUUGGAAACACUAUCAUGGCAUUGAUUAUCGGUUCGGUUUUCUUCCAGAUGCCUGACGACGUGACCAGUUUCUACUCUCGUGGUGCUCUUCUCUUCUUCUCUGUCCUGCUCAACUCUUUCUCCAGUGCCCUGGAGAUCCUGACUCUUUACGCGCAACGUCCUAUUGUCGAAAAGCAAGCUCGCUACGCCAUGUAUCAUCCGUUUGCCGAAGCGAUCUCUUCAAUGCUGUGUGACAUGCCGUACAAGAUUCUCAACGCCAUCACUUUCAAUAUCACACUCUACUUCAUGACUGGUCUUCGCCAAACCCCCAGCGCCUUCUUCACCUUCCUACUCUUCUCUUUCAUGACCACGAUGACCAUGUCCAUGAUUUUCCGUACCAUCGCGUCUUACUCCCGCACUCUGUCUCAGGCUUUGGUGCCUGCCGCCAUCCUGAUCCUCGGUCUGAUUAUCUACACUGGUUUCACCAUCCCAACCCGCAACAUGCUUGGUUGGUCUCGCUGGAUGAACUACAUUGACCCUAUUGCUUAUGGCUUCGAGACUUUGAUUGUCAACGAGUUCCAUGGUCGCAACUUCACCUGUCCAGAGAAGUCGUUUAUCCCGGCGGGACCCUCCUACACGGAUGUCGGGGCUUUCAGCAAGAUCUGCUCGCAGAAAGGAGCCGUGGCCGGCCAAAACUUUAUCAGAGGCGAGGACUACUACACUCAAAGCUUCCAGUACUCCAACAGUCACAGGUGGAGGAACCUGGGAAUCAUGAUUGGAUUCACGGUCUUCUUCAUGGGCGUCUACCUUGUCGGUACCGAGUACAUUUCCGAGGCAAAGUCCAAGGGCGAGGUUCUGCUUUUCCGUCGCGGCUACGCCCCUAAGCACUCUAGCAACUCCGAGGAUGACAUCGAGCAGACUCAAGCCGUGUCCGCUGCUGAGAAGAAGGACGGCGCUAGCUCCGAUGGCGAACAAACCACCGCUGCCGCAAUCCAGAGACAAACUGCUAUUUUCCAAUGGCAAGAUGUGUGUUACGAUAUCAACAUCAAGAAAGAGGAGCGUCGCAUUCUUGACCACGUUGACGGCUGGGUUAAGCCUGGGACCUGUACUGCUCUUAUGGGUGUUUCUGGAGCUGGUAAAACCACUCUUCUAGAUGUCCUUGCCACGCGCGUGACAAUGGGUGUUGUAUCCGGUGAAAUGUUGGUUGAUGGUCGCCCUCGCGAUCAGUCUUUCCAGCGCAAGACUGGCUACGUCCAGCAACAGGAUCUCCAUCUCCACACUACCACCGUGCGUGAGGCUCUCCGCUUUAGUGCUGUUCUCCGUCAACCUCGUCACGUUCCUCGCCAGGAGAAACUCGACUAUGUCGAGGAAGUGAUUAAGCUUCUUGGAAUGGAACACUAUGCGGAUGCUAUUGUCGGUGUUCCCGGCGAAGGUCUCAAUGUUGAACAGCGUAAGCGUCUUACUAUUGGUGUUGAGCUGGCUGCCAAGCCGCAACUGCUCCUGUUCCUAGACGAGCCCACUUCCGGUCUUGACAGUCAGACAUCUUGGUCUAUCUUGGAUCUCAUUGAUACCUUGACUAAGCACGGCCAGGCUAUCCUCUGCACUAUUCACCAGCCUUCUGCCAUGCUCUUCCAGCGAUUUGAUCGUCUCCUAUUCCUCGCCAAGGGAGGUAAGACCGUCUAUUUCGGAGAUAUCGGUGAGCAGUCUUCUACGCUUUCCAGCUACUUUGAACGAAAUGGUGCGCCCAAGCUGUCUCCCGAGGCCAAUCCGGCUGAGUGGAUGCUGGAGGUUAUUGGAGCUGCACCCGGAACCCACAGUGAGAUCGACUGGCCUGCCGUGUGGCGCGAUAGCCCUGAGCGCCAGGCAGUUCACAACCACCUCGCUGAGCUCAAGUCCAACCUUUCUCUCAAGCCCGUUGCCACAAACGACAACGACCCAACUGGCUUCAACGAAUUCGCUGCACCGUUCAGCGUCCAACUCUGGGAGUGUCUCGUCCGUGUCUUUAGCCAGUACUGGCGAACCCCCGUCUAUAUCUACUCCAAGAUUGCGCUCUGCACCUUGACGGCGCUGUACGUCGGUUUCUCUUUCUUCCACGCCCACAACAGUAUGCAAGGUCUCCAGAACCAGAUGUUCAGUGUCUUCAUGUUGAUGACAGUCUUCGGAAACUUGGUGCAACAAAUUAUGCCGCACUUUGUCACCCAGCGCUCCCUCUACGAAGUCCGUGAACGCCCCUCAAAAUCAUACUCUUGGCAAGCCUUUAUGGCCGCAAAUAUCACCGUUGAACUUCCCUGGAACGCCCUCAUGUCCGUCCUCAUCUUCCUCUGCUGGUACUACCCCAUCGGACUCGAACGCAACACCAGUUCUGAGGACCUCCACGAGCGCGGCGCCUUGAUGUGGCUCCUCAUCCUGACCUUCAUGCUCUUCACCUGCACUUUCGCCCACAUGAUGAUUGCCGGCAUUGAGCUCGCGGAAACUGGUGGCAAUCUCGCUAACCUGCUCUUCUCCCUUUGCCUGAUCUUCUGUGGUGUCCUCGCGACCCCCCAGACAAUGCCCCGCUUCUGGAUCUUUAUGUACCGCGUCUCGCCAUUCACCUACCUAGUCUCUGCAAUGCUGUCGACCGGCACAUCUGGUGCCAAAGUCAUCUGCGAGGACAUUGAGUUGCUUCACUUCGAGCCCACGGCAGGCAAGACCUGCGGCGAAUACAUGCACGAUUUCAUCGUCGGGACAUCUAACGCUGUCGGCCGUGGUGGUUACCUCGUGGAUGCCAACGCCACUAGCGACUGCUCUUUCUGCACCGUUGACAGCACCGACACUUUCCUCCUGGGCGUGAGCAGUUCCUACAGCGACGCGUGGCGCAACUUCGGCCUCAUGUGGGUGUAUAUCCUCUUCAAUAUCGCUGCCGCUGUUGGUAUCUACUGGCUUGCUCGUGUGCCCAAGGGUACACGCAGCAAGAAGACUAAGACUGCUUGA